AUGCGAAAGUUUAGUGAUUACUUGACUUCUUCGCCUCUUCAGAGGGCGCACGGCAACCCAAAAGCCGAAAAGGCCGGGAACGAAGCGACGGAAGGGGGUGUUGGGCGGUAUGCGGAAGAUGAAUCUUUCUGGGCGCUUGGCAUUUGUACGACUCCCCUCUUUUUGGACCACACCUCUCACGCGCCCUCGACACGGCCAAACGGUGUGUUCGGAUCAACAAAGGUAGACAGACAGAUAAAAGCUGUAAGCGGGAUGAUGAUUGAGUGGGUGAACACGCAGCACGGGUCGGAUCAAACCAAGUUGGGUAGUACGGGUCCGAAGAAGACAAACACCCCCGCCCGGUUGUCAGAAUAUCCUUGUCUUCGACGCCUCCACGCCUCGACGCCUUUGAGGAAAGAAUCACACGAGAAUCAGCGCAGCGUGUGA
Molecule: messenger RNA, 426 nt
Organism: Tremella mesenterica DSM 1558
Lineage: Eukaryota; Fungi; Basidiomycota; Tremellomycetes; Tremellales; Tremellaceae
Exons: 2
Coding region: 1-426 (141 amino acids)
Source: RefSeq, a predicted model, not a curated record